AGCGCGAGUCAAAACAAUAGCAUUAGCUUCUAGAAAAUACCCUAAUUUAAGCAAUACGGUAGCGAAGUUAGCCGCUUACCCGUCCUUUUCAAAGGUUUCGUCUGUAUAACUUUAGCAGAGUGGCCAUUUUUCACCAACUAUGUCUAGGGAGGAUUGCUUACAGUUUCGACCGUCCCAGAAUUUGUUUUGGUCCGCUUUCGUGGCGUAAACCUUGUUGGUGUUAUCGUAGCCAGACAGUACAUAGCUAUUUAGCUAUCUUAGCAUACGGCGAAUAUCAGCCUUACGUGUGAAUUCUUGGACUGCAGGAGUGGAUAACUUCAAUCCAGGGAUUUGGCCUAGUCUAUGAACGUUGGUGACUUGUUAAGGUAUUUCACUAGUUUUUGAGGCCUCCAAAAUGUCGAUUUUAGGAUUAAAAAAGAAACAACCAAAGACUUUUAAAGUCAAAGUCAUCACUAUGGAUGCAGAAAUGGAGUUUAGUUGUGAGGUGAAAUGGAAAGGGAAAGACCUCUUUGAUCUUGUUUGUCGGACGGUGGGUCUGAGGGAAACCUGGUUCUUUGGGCUCCGGUACACAGUAAAGGACACCUACGCUUGGUUAAAGCCAGAGAAACGGGUCUUGGAUCAGGAGGUCCCUAAAGACUCACCUAUAACUUUUCACUUCCUGGCCAAAUUUUUCCCAGAGAAGGUAGAAGAAGAGCUGGUCCAGGAAAUCACACAGCAUCUCUUCUUCCUGCAGGUGAAAAAACAGAUAUUAGACGAGGAGAUUUUCUGCUCCCCUGAAGCCUCUGUUCUGUUGGCAUCGUAUGCAGUUCAAGCCAAGUAUGGAGACUAUGACCCAAACUUUCACAAGCCAGGUUUCUUGGCCCAAGAUGAGCUCCUACCUAAAAGAGUUCUGAUGCAGUACCAGAUGACACCAGACAUGUGGGAGGAGAAGAUCACAGCCUGGUAUGCGGAGCACCGAGGCAUUGCCAGGGAUGAGGCUGAAAUGGAUUACCUGAAGAUAGCUCAGGACCUGGAGAUGUAUGGAGUCAGCUACUUCUCCAUCACACAAAAUAAAAGAGACACAGACCUGCAGCUCGGUGUAGAUGCCCAGGGCCUUCAUAUUUACAGCCCCAACAGCAAACUGAAUCCCAACAAGUCUUUUCCGUGGAGCGGCAUCCGCAACAUCUCCUACAGCGAGAAGGAGGUAACCACGUUCACAAUAAAACCUUUGGACAAGAAGAAGGACGUUUUCAAGUUCUACUCCUCCCAACUGAGAGUCAACAAACUGAUCCUGCAGCUGUGCAUUGGCAACCAUGACCUUUUCAUGAGGAGGCGGAAGGUAGACUCGAUCGAGGUGCAGCAGAUGAAGGCUCAGGCCAAGGAGGAGAAGGCCCGCAAGAAGGUUGAGCGUCAAAUCCUAGCGCGUGAGAAACAGAUGAGGGAGGAGGCGGAGCGAGCGAAAGAGGAGAUGGAGCGACGGCUAUUCCAGCUGCAGGAUGAGGCCAGGCUGGCAAAUGAGGCACUGAUUCGUUCCGAGGAGACAGCGGACCUGCUGGCGGAGAAGGCCCAGAUCGCAGAGGAGGAAGCCAAGCUGCUGGCCCACAAGGCUGCCGAGGCUGAGCAGGAGAGGCAGAGGUUAGAGGUCACAGCCCUGAAGACCAAGGAAGAGAAGAGACUGAUGGAACAGAAAAUGAGAGAGGCAGAGCAGCUGGCUGUCAAACUGGUGGAACAGUCAGAGCGCAGAUCAAAGGAAGCGGACCAUCUGAAGCAGGACCUGACGGAGGCCAAAGAUGCAGAGAGGAGAGCCAAGCAGAAACUCUUGGAGAUCACAAAGACUACUUACCCGAUAAUAGCGGCCUACUCCCCUCCACCUCCUCCCCCAGAGGGAGGGGAUUUAGCUGUGGAGUCCGGAUCGAUGCAGAUAGACUUCAAAGACUCUGACAUGAAGAGGCUGUCCAUGGAAAUAGAAAGGGAGAGACUGGAGUACAUGGAGAAGAGUAAGCACCUGCAGGACCAGCUGAAGGAGCUGAAGUCUGAGAUAGAGUCCCUGAAACUAGAAGAGCAGCAGCAGCAAGCCGCCGUCUACAGCCUCCGCAACGAUGCCCGUGGCUACCCCAUGGAACCCCCCUACAUGUCCCAUAGUAAUAGAAAUUCUGCCUACAUGGCUCAGAUGGCCUUCUUUGAGGAAGUUUGAUCCAGUUGCCAUUGGAUAAAACUGCGAUAGGCUAAGUGCCAUUAGAAGACAGGGAGGCGGAACAUGGUGACUCUUUGUUCCUCGGCACCCAGACGUGCCUAUUUUCAUCUAUCUACAUUUUGUGCCGGAAAACACUGAGACAAAUCCACACUAACUGUGACACUUCUAUGUGCUACAAACAGCAUGUUGGGCUGCAUGCAUGCAUGCUCAGUGCAACACACACACUACAACACUACAUAUUCCGUUCCGUUUUAAGGAUGAUAUAAAAUGCCAUAUGUGAUACAGUCCAGAAUAACACUACUCGUUGGGUGUGUGUAUAUUUAUGAGAUGUGCUGAUUGUGUGUGUGUGCGCGCGUGUGUGUGUGUGUGUGUGUGUGUGUUCAUUUUUACUUUGAGUGUUGUUUUUUUUUCUAAAGUAAUGCCCAUUAGAAUGUAGUAGAGAUUGAGACAGAAUUUUAAUUUUUUAUUUGAUACAUCACAAUGUGCCUUCCUGAAUAUAAUCUUUCUCCUGUCAGCAGUUAGUGUGAUACCCUACAUUUUGCCUAAAUCAUGUUUUACUUACUCCAUUUUGUGGGUAUAGCUUGGUGCUCUGAUCACCUCCAAGUAGUGAUUCCCAAGAAUUUCUGUUCCAGAGAUCACCAAGUCACCACCAAAAGCUCUUGAGGACUGACAUUCUUAACCUCAGCCAAUCCUAACAUAAAAUAUACAAAUAUAUUUUGCUCAUAACUGUAUUGAAACUGAAAUGUAGUACAUGUGACAGUAGUAGAUAGAGGCCCAUUUUGCAUUGCCGAAAUCUCGGUUAAAUUGCGUAUAAUACCAUUACUUUUACCAGAUGCAAUACCCUUGUGGACCAGCAGGGGUUGUGCAAUCCACAUGUUGAAAGCUCUACAGCUGUCUAUAUGUCUAGGCUCACAUUAAGCCAGCCCUUAAGGCUUCUAACCACUGUCAUUUGAGUGUUGUUUGACCUGUUUUUGAAACAUUUUACAUUCAGGUGAACCUGUUUUAAAAAAAAAACAGUUGCAUUGCAAAGGUAAAAUAACAUGCCAUCCUCUUGCAAUUGGGCCUGUUACUGUGCAUAAAGGACUCCCUACUCCCUAAAUGUAUCCCCUUUGACCAGGGCUCUAUUUCCUUUGCUGCACUGUGUAGGGGACAGAAUGUCAUCAGGGAUGCAGGCUGUAGGAUGAAUUAUAAUCAAGUCUGCUUCAUGCUCAGUGGAAGGACAUGUCUAAAAAAAGGGAAGACUGUGCCAAAGUGAAGUGAGUGGUUUUAUGCUUCUGAGGGAAGUAGGAGUUAUGUUAUUAUGCCCUUUGGUACUCAAACUCAGUAGUAGAUAAUAUUACAGGCCAUAAUUAUUAUGGUUUGGAGUCAAUAAAAUUUUGCAGUUAAUCAUUUAAGAAUUAUCAGAAAAUACUGGCCAAUAAUAUUAUCUACUGCUAAGAUUGAGUACCAAAUUGCCCCAGAUCACAAAUAUUGGAUGGGAUCUACGAGCAAACCAACAGAAUGUUAAGACUGUACGGUUAACUAGUUUUACGUAGGUUAACGAGUUUUACGUAGAUUAACAAGUAUCAAUAAUGACAGUGUCAAUGAUUAUUUGGACAUCAGGAUGGCGGAGAGUGCAGCACAGGAACGAUUUAGCUGAGCAACAGUCUACUUGUUUAUUAAACAGUCCUGCUCCAACAGUUUCCUGGGGUUUUGGAUGAUCCCAUCUAAGGCUUGGGUGGUCAGAUGUCCUAAAGGAACACUGCAAGGCAGAUUACGCAACAUUUCAGGGCUAGGAGGUUUUGGUGUCAGUCUGGGAGGCAGAUACCUGUAUACAUGUGUCCUAUGUGCACUACACACAUGAACACUUACACAGCUAUGUAUUUAACCAUGUGUCAGUGUUUUUUUUUCUCACACCUUUUUAUUGGAUAAUAAGUAAUUCUUUCGAAACAGUUGCGUUUCCAUUUGCAGAUACCAGUUUUUUCAUAUGGCAAUAUCGCACAUCCAUAACUCUUCAUUUAUUCCUCCUUUUUCAAAUGUUUUGAAAAACAUUUGUUUUAAAAGCUAGUUUGCUGCUUGUUUGUUUACUGCUUUGCCGUUUACUAAUCUGAUACUAUAGUUGUUUUAUCUUUCUAUAGUUUUGACAAUGUUGUGACAUUCCUGCUUUUUAUUGCCUCAUCUUACCCCUACUCAUGUGUUUAUCAGCUGUGAAUGUCUUAAGAUGUAUCAAGUCACUUUUUUUAAGAGAGGAAAAGCACAUGUUCAUGUUUUAAUGAAUGACCUCCAAUGCCUGUUACACACUUACAGAUGACUAAUCACCUGGCUGUGUUCCAAAUGGCCCUGCCGUUUCCUCAUAUGCACUAAUAUCAACCAGGGCUCAAAUCUAGUGCACUAAUAUCAACCAAAUCUAGUGCACUAUGGAGGGAAUAAGGCAGCCUCAUAAAUACUAGGCUGCUGACUGCUGGAACUUGUGGUGAACCGUGUGAGCAAAAGACUUCCUGAGGUUUGAUGAUUUUCUUUCCCCCACAGUCUUAACUGCCACUAGUUCAUAGAACAUCUGUCAACAUUUCCAUGUAUGUAGUUUUUCUUUGUGUUUGAGGGCUUUGCUAUUGCGUAAAACAAUAAAAAGUACAUUAACUUGUCUUCUGACAGUUCUUGAUUUCAA
This is a messenger RNA of Esox lucius (northern pike), 4817 nucleotides long. RefSeq names its product neurofibromin 2b (merlin) (gene nf2b). The record is from RefSeq and is a predicted model, not a curated record. Bases 395 to 2173 code for a protein of 592 amino acids. Lineage: Eukaryota; Metazoa; Chordata; Actinopteri; Esociformes; Esocidae. The transcript is spliced from 17 exons. Gene Ontology annotation, molecular function: actin binding; cell adhesion molecule binding. Gene Ontology annotation, biological process: regulation of cell shape; regulation of gliogenesis; positive regulation of protein localization to early endosome. Gene Ontology annotation, cellular component: cytoskeleton; plasma membrane; adherens junction.